UGCGUCUCUCAAUCCAAUCGAAUCGAGCAAUCCACCGCGAAGAAAAGGCCCGUCUUCCUCGCCAUUAGGCUCUUCUCCUUCUCCUCUCCGAAACCCUCGAGAUCUCGGCAAUGGUGGGUGCCCUAGCGGGCCUUCAGGACCACCUCAAGCUUGCCCGUGAGUACGCGCUUGAGGGCCUCUAUGACACCUCCAUCAUCUUCUUCGACGGUGCCAUCGCCCAGAUCAACAAGCAUCUGAGUACCCUGGACGAUGCCGCCAUCCGGAGCAAAUGGAUGAACUGCAAGAAGGCCAUCUCUGAAGAGGUCGACAUUGUCAAGCAAUUGGACGCUGAAUUGAGGGCUUUCAAGGAGCUCCCCGGCAGUAGAAGAUCGUCUUCCCCACCGAUCCCUGCCAAAUCCUUUGUUUUCCAGCCGUUGGAUGAGUAUCCGACCUCUUCAGGUGCGCCAUUGGACGAUCCCGAUGUUUGGAGGCCGCCGAGUCGCGAUUCUGGGAGCCGGAGGUCCACGAGAGCUGGACCGCCGGGGAUGAGGAAAUCAUCUCAAGACGCGACGUGGGCACGAGGGGCGUCUAGGGCCGGCACAGGCACCGGCACCGGCACCCCUUCUCGCACAGGCAAGUCUGGUACUACUAGAGGCGGCCGGACGCCUUCCUCGUCUGGCGUGGGAGCAAAGAAAGGGAAACCUACUGGCAAGGCGGAUUCGCAGAGUAGUGAUGCAGAAGAAGGGAAGUCGAAGAAGGGGCAGUACGAAGGACCUGAUGCGGACUUGGCGGCGAUGCUGGAGAGGGAUGUCCUGGAGACAAGCCCUGGGGUCAGGUGGGAUGAUGUUGCUGGUCUAAGUGAAGCCAAAAGACUCCUGGAGGAAGCUGUUGUUCUUCCUCUCUGGAUGCCCGAGUAUUUUCAGGGAAUUCGACGGCCUUGGAAAGGUGUUCUUAUGUUUGGGCCCCCUGGUACUGGGAAGACACUUUUGGCUAAGGCUGUAGCUACAGAAUGUGGGACGACAUUCUUCAAUGUUUCAUCAGCUACAUUGGCUUCAAAAUGGCGUGGGGAGAGUGAACGGAUGGUUCGCUGUCUGUUUGAUCUUGCUAGAGCUUAUGCACCAAGUACUAUUUUCAUUGAUGAGAUUGAUUCUCUUUGCAAUGCGCGUGGAGCUUCAGGAGAGCAUGAAUCAUCUAGAAGGGUGAAGUCUGAACUUUUAGUUCAGGUAGAUGGUGUGAACAAUAGCUCUACUGGUGAAGAUGGUGGAAGGAAAAUCGUUAUGGUCUUGGCAGCCACUAACUUUCCAUGGGAUAUAGAUGAAGCCCUUAGGAGACGGCUCGAGAAACGAAUAUAUAUACCUCUUCCCAAUUUUGAGAGCCGCAAGGAGCUUAUCAAGAUCAAUCUUAGAACUGUUGAGGUGGCUGCAGAUGUAAAUAUUGAUGAAGUGGCCCGGCGGACAGAGGGUUAUAGUGGUGAUGAUCUCACAAAUGUCUGCAGGGAUGCUUCCUUGAAUGGAAUGCGGCGUAAAAUUGCCGGCAAAACUCGAGAUGAGAUUAGAAACAUGCCAAAGGACGAGAUAUCAAAAGAUCCUGUAGCCAUGUGUGAUUUUGAAGAAGCUCUUACCAAGGUCCAGAGGAGUGUUUCUGCUGCUGAUAUUGAACGCCAUGAAAAAUGGUUUUCAGAGUUUGGCUCAGCAUAAAAGUUUCGAGAUAUGUUCAGUGGAAGGAUUUUCUUACUUGUAUUCUGGUUUCUUACAUGGUUUCUUUAUUCGGCUGUCAGUACUAAAUCAUCUACUGAUGUCCCUCUGUUGUAGUAUUUGGAAGAGGAUUGGCAUUUGUUACCACAUAUCGUUGGUUGAUGUAUUGAGGUCAUACAUCCAGUCACCCAAACUGGUGGCUAAUGUUCUCUAAAACUUUGUGUUGUAAUGUGAGAUAAAAUAGGGUGUUCAUUUUCUUUACUGAACAAACAUCCUAUAUUGUAUCAGUGUUGACCGCUGCCUUCUAAAAAGUUUUCUCUAUGUUCUAAUGAUUUAA
Messenger RNA from Dioscorea cayenensis subsp. rotundata (Guinea yam), 2010 nucleotides. Its product is annotated as katanin p60 ATPase-containing subunit A1. The record is from RefSeq and is a predicted model, not a curated record. Gene Ontology annotation, cellular component: microtubule cytoskeleton. The coding region runs from base 111 to 1676 and encodes 521 amino acids. Gene Ontology annotation, biological process: microtubule severing. The transcript has 7 exons. Lineage: Eukaryota; Viridiplantae; Streptophyta; Magnoliopsida; Dioscoreales; Dioscoreaceae. Gene Ontology annotation, molecular function: microtubule severing ATPase activity; microtubule binding; ATP binding.